This is a messenger RNA of Thlaspi arvense, 1175 nucleotides long. NCBI's taxonomy places the organism in Eukaryota, Viridiplantae, Streptophyta, Magnoliopsida, Brassicales, Brassicaceae. The record is from the annotation of a GenBank genome assembly.
AAGUAAUAAUCUUAAAUGUAUUUGUUUUAAUUAAAAUCAUAAAGCAUGAACUGCACCAGUUUUUUUCCACCACUUUCUCCAAGAAACGCAAAAGAUGAAAAAUACCAACUCUCUUUAUGACUCGGUAGUAACUUCUUCCUUAUAAAUACAGAUUGUCCACACCUUCCUUGAGUUCCACUUCCAUGAAAACUCACAGACACACAUCAUACAUAUAAAUGUCACUUAUAAACAUAUAAUGAGAAUCAGCUGCAAUGGGUGUAGGGUCCUACGCAAAGGUUGCAACCAAGAUUGCACCAUAAGACCAUGCCUUCAAUGGAUCAAAUCGGCAGACUCUCAAGCCAAUGCAACACUCUUCCUCGCCAAGUUCUACGGCCGAGCCGGUCUCCUUAACCUCAUCGAAUCCGGUCCUGAUCACCUUCGUCCUGCAAUAUUUAGGUCAUUGCUAUACGAGGCGUGUGGUCGGAUCGUGAACCCUGUGGAUGGUUCGGUGGGUUUGAUGUGGUCCGGAAACUGGGCUCAGUGCCAAGCCGCGGUUGACUCCGUGCUAAACGGCUUGCCCAUCACUCACACGCCACUUCCCAGUGCAUCCGCGUCGCACCAGGUCGUUCCCCCUCACAGGACUUACGACAUACGCCACGUGGCAAAAGAUCCAGCAACCGGCGGUGACAGUUCGGAGAGUCUAUCCCUGGGCCCACGUGUUAACGGUAACAAGACCAAAACACAGUCUGGCCGGUUCAGACGGCUCGAUGAGACCGUGAAUUACCAACUUGGUGAAUGUAGUCAUGACACGUGGCAACUAGGGAGUUCUAGUGCUACGCAUGGCUAUGGUCAGUUGGCGUUGGAGAACGUGGAGAGUAGAAGGGAAGCUCCAUUAAAUCAAAGCUCGAAUCUUGGGUUUGAUGAUCAGGUCGAUAUCAACGAGGUUGGCUUAGAGCUCAGACUUGGUUAAUAGAUAGCAUUACUAUCAGAAAUGUCUUUUUAAUUAAUAAGUUUACUUUCUAUAUAUUUAAAAGGAGGAAAAAAAUGAAAACCAAAUCAAACUUGGUCUACUGGCUAUGUAUAUUAAUGUGAGUCAUUGUUGGUAUAUUUGAUAAUUAAAAUUUAGAAGUCUCUCGACGCGUUAUGUAAUAUACAUAAUGAUAUAUAUAUUAUAUAUGUUAUUAUGUUGUCUUUGC